This is a messenger RNA of Stegodyphus dumicola, 4073 nucleotides long. Its product is annotated as P-selectin-like. The record is from RefSeq and is a predicted model, not a curated record. NCBI's taxonomy places the organism in Eukaryota, Metazoa, Arthropoda, Arachnida, Araneae, Eresidae.
AAAGAAUCGUGAAUGCCGAUAGCACUUUCACUUGCGCUGAAUACAGAGAACACAGAUGGACAGUUCUGCUCUGGUUUUGAAUUUUGUUACGAUGUGUAUGCUUUACGCUUUAUGGGGAACAUCAGGACAAAGGCAAUGUCCAAGACUGCAGAAACCAUGGAACGGCCAAUUUGUUGGUUCUUGUGAUCGAUAUAGUGGAGCUGAAUGUGUCUUCGAAUGCCGCGAUCCUUAUGUUCUUGUUGGAAGCAGGGUCCGCGUAUGUAGAUCUGACGGCACAUGGAGUGGUCAGACUGCUGCUUGUGAGCUGGAUGGAUGUGGUAACUGUGGCUGCCGGAACUGUGGCGGUGGUUCGUGUCCUGCAUUGCACGAUCCGGAUAAUGGAUAUACGGAAGGACAAUGUAAUCCGGGAAUCGUUGGGCAAACAUGCCUCUAUCGUUGUAGUAGAGGAUAUUCUUUGGAAGGACAGUCACGUCUGACUUGCUUAACAAGCGGGCAGUGGAACGCUUUACCUCCCUACUGUAGAAGAACUAGUGCUGCCAUUUGCGAAAGUAUUGUCAUUCACAAUGGGUAUGUGCGCUGUGCUGCAGAAGGGGGACUGACGGUGUGCAGAGUGACUUGUGACAAUGCGUAUAUGUUAGUAGGGUCCUCCAUAGUCACUUGUUCACCAUCUGGAGACUGGAGUGAUCAGAUACCGACCUGCCGCCGUACCGGGAAUCAAGUAGCAAAUAUAUGUCCAACUUUGGUUGCUCCCGACGGUGGAAGGUUAGUAGGAAGCUGUACUGCUGCUUCUGUUGGAGAUACUUGUCAGUUAGUAUGCAUCAGCGGCUUCAGGCCAACAGAUACCCGUGUUUUGAUCUGCCAGGCGAAUGGAGUAUGGUCAAAUGACUUGCCUCAGUGUAUUGGUACAAUAUCAGGGUGCCCUGCUAUUACUGUGGAUCAAGGUAUUGUAUCAGAAACAUGCAGUACUGGAACUACAGGGCAAAUCUGCACCAUCACGUGCCAGUCUGGAUACACUCUUACUGGAGGAAGUGGAACCUUAGUUUGCCAAGCUAAUGGUCAAUGGUCAGGCACACUUCCUAUAUGUACAGCUGUCUCCUGCCCUACUCUUCUCGCACCUGCAUCCGGCAGCAUAUCAGGCACGUGUAACCCAGGAGCUAGUGGACAGACAUGCUACUUCUACUGCGAUGCCGGAUACCGUCUAGUAGGACAAUCCAGUCUUGUCUGCGGAAGCGAUGGUAGAUGGUCUGGUCGUCCACCUUAUUGCAUGGCUGCUUCCUGUCCUGCGCUAUACAGACCAGAGAAUGGAGCUCUGUCAGGUUCGUGUACAGAUGCCACAAUGGGAUCAAUAUGCAGCUUUUCUUGUCAAGCUGGGUACACUUUGAAUGGGCCAUCCACUUUAUACUGCCAAGAUGGAGGAGUGUGGUCUGGCACCGCCCCCAGUUGCGUCAGAGAAGCAGCAAGGAGUUGUGAAAGUUUGAAUAUCCCAAGCAAUGGUUUCUACUUGGGAACAUGCGCUCCCGGCCAAGUUGGACAGACAUGCGUCUUCAGUUGUGAAAGCGGAUAUGAGUUGAGGGGCCAACGAACAUUAACAUGCGGGUCAAAUGGACAGUGGUCCAGUGAACCACCUCGUUGUGAAAGAAGUGGGGGCGGAGAUAAUGGCGAUAAUGGUAAUGGUGAUGAUGGAAACCGUAAUUGUCCUGUCCUUACACCACCACCCAAUUCAGAAUUUACAGAAUGUGAUAAUCGACCAGGCGGACGCUGCGUUGUCGUGUGCCAGAGUGGCUACCAGAGAUCAGGAUCUCGUGUCCGCACUUGUCUGUCACAGGGAACUUGGUCUGGAUUUGCUCCUACAUGCACUAAAACAGUUGGGUACACCACUUACACAUACAAAGUUGUGCCAUUAUGGAGCCUUAUGUUUGGAUGAAGUUAACAAUGUAGGCUUUCUUCUGUAAGCUGCAAUCAGUUACAGCCGCAGCAACAUUUCUGAAAAUUAGAAAUUUAAAUGUUCCUCAUUUAAAUUUCAAAAAUGAUGCAAUUAAUACCUUAAAGUAAUUCUCAGGGCCAGCAGAGUAAUAUCACUAAAACAUUACUCGCUUACUAUUUAAAAUUAAAGAAAUUAAAUUUAUUUAAUAUAAACAAAAAAAUUACGUUAAUUCCUUAAUUAAGGUUUGUUCAUUAAAAAUUAUGUUUAGCUUAAUUCAUUGAUCUUAAAUGAUAAACUUUGAAGCUGUGAUAUUAGUAACAUACAGCAAAUUAAGCCUUAAAUCGGAAAUUUAAUCUAAUCUUUUCUUAUUGGAAAUUUAUCUUCUCUCUGUUUCAGUUAAAAGUAAGAGGAAGAGUGAAAAGGUAACCUUAACAUCAUGUAAUAAGCCAAGAUCAUGCAAUACUCGGAUGUAUUCUAGAAUAUGUUAUGUCCCCUUUAAAAUGCAAUAUGACUGUAUUUUUGUUUGUGGUCUAAAGAGUAACGGAAUGUUAACAAGCAACAACAAACAUGUUUUCUAACUUUGAAAUUUCUGUGGAAAAGACUAGGGUAGACCUCCGAGUAUCGAGUACCUGCUCUAUCGUCCUUUUCCACAGAGGAUAUCUGUGAAUCGCUUCAGCUAGCUCAGAAUUUCGCCUGUGCGAAUCACCACAGAUAUUUCUUUCUAAUGAAUCAAGGCGCAGUGCUGACACAACUAUACUUGAUUUAGGUAUGCUAAAAUUUAUGAAGGAUUUUUAUCAGACACAUCAUAUUAUCAGACAUAAAAAACAUUCGUGUGACUUCCUGUCAUAAUUCUUUACUUAAAUUUAAGGCUUGACGAUAAUAAAAGGAGACAGGUUAAAAGUCUUUCAUAACUUAAUGAAUUACCCCUAAAAACUAGGAAAAUCAAAAAAACUAUUUUUCAGAGAAUAAGUUCAUAAAAAAUCUAAAGUGAGUUAAAUUCAAACGUCCUUUUAUUUACUAUUCAGAAAAGAAACGACGACAAAUGUAAUAUUUUACUUUGAAUAUAAACCGAACUUUGAGAGCCAAACUUUCCUAACUUUGAGAGUGCAUUAUAAAACUUUACCUUCGAAAUUUUAUACAAAAUAUUUUGUUAAGCAUCUUGCACAAAAUAAUGCAACUUUUUGAGGAGAAACUUGAAGGAAACAGGUUCUUUAAUCUUAUGCUUAACCUUAUAUUUAACGUAAGCUGGAGUAAACGUAAGAGACCUUGUACACAUUUUGGUCAAAUAUUUAUCUAAAUUAUAUAUUUUAAAAGUUGCAAAAUUACUUAAUAAUAAACAGAAAGAUGCUUUACAGGUACAGGUAUUAGCGUAAUCUCUUUCACUAUAUGGAUUAAAAUAUUACUCGCAAUAUUUUACGAACUGGUACAUAUGUAUCAACAGAUUCAUUCUGUGACAUUUUCCUUUUUUACUCUAAUUUUCACAUGGGAUUUUCAGAAUACCUUUAUUAUUUAUAUUUACACAUAACUGAGUAUAUAUACUAACCCUAUUGAUACAGAAAACGUCGAAAAACGUUUUGGUGCCUUAACUUAUUUUAAUUUUUUUUUAAAUAUUGAGCUUGGAGUAAAAUUUCUUCUAGACCAGUAAAAACUAUUCCUUUAAAAGGUAUAUAAAAGUGAUGCAAAAUGCUUUAUAUUCAUCUCAUCUUUAAAAUAACUUUGGAAGAUACAGUGCUAGAAGUAUUGGAUAAUGUUUUCAUGUCUUUCUUUCGAGUUAGAAUGGCUUUUAUCUCAAUUCGUAUACUUACGAAUUAAGAACUGUCAAAAUUUUAUUCAUAAAGUUUUCAAUGUGCAGUAAGAAUGCUGUUCGGUAUUGUUCAUGAAAAGUUUUACGUUUAACGAUGCUAUCGUUGCUAAUCUAAACUUCACAAAAUAUUUUAUCAGAAUACCUAAAUGCAGGAAAGAAUUGGAAGGCUUUACUGAAAGUGCUAGUGUUUCUGUUUCUGAAAUGAAGUUAUCUUUUGUAGUGUGUAAUAGCAUGUAAGUUUUAACAAACCUGUGUUUUAAACCAGUGUAUCAGCAAAAUGUACAAAUAAUUUAGCAUUGCACUUAUUAAAAUGUUUCACUUGCAUUAAAUUUCUUUCCAGUAGCA